AUGGCCAACUACGGCGAGUGCUCGAGGGACGAACUGGUGGCACUACUCCAGCAGCGGGACGCUGAGCUGGCUGCCGUCCGGGCAGCGGGCGGACCAGCUGCUGUGCUCCCGGCUCUGGGCGCCGCCGCCGGGACUGCCCGCAAGAAGCGCAAACUGCUGAGCAACGACGCUGGAUCGGGGACCGGCAGCGGAGGCGAUGGAGAGGGGAGCGACAGUGAACGGAAGCGCAAGGUUGCUGGCGGUGCGGCGAGUUCGGGCGGUGCGGCGAGUUCGGGCGGCGCGGCGAACGCGGGCGGCGCGGCGAUGACGGGCAAGCAGAGCAAGAAGAGCAAGAAGAAGAAGCAAAAGGGCGGGCGGGCGUUUGUGUGGAACCGAUUUGCAGUGCGGCAAGUGGCGCUCAAGGUGGCAUACCUCGGAUGGGAUUACUACGGGCUGGCGCGGCAGGUCGAGGUGCGCGAGACGGUGGAGGAGCAUCUGUUUGCGGCGCUGAUCAAGACCAAGCUUGUGCCGUCGCUGGAAGAGGCCGGAUACUCGCGGGCUGGCCGAACGGACAAGGGCGUGUCUGCCUUUGGGCAAGUUGUGGGCCUGCGGGUUCGGUCCAAGCUGCGGAGCGGGCCUGGCAUUGUGGCGGUGCCGUCGGAUGCGAGCGCGUUGGCCAAGCUUUCGGACGAUGAGGCCGACGAAAUUCCUUACGCGCACGUUCUCAACCGGGUCCUUCCGCCACGAAUUCGUGUUGUGGCGUGGGCGCCGGUCUCGAUCACCUUUGACGCGCGGUUCUCUGCGCUGACGCGGACGUACCGCUACUUUUUCACCGCCGACGACCUCGAUCUUGACGCCAUGCGCGAGGCUGGGCGGCGGCUGGUUGGGCGGCACGACUUUCGCAACUUUUGCAAGAUGGACUGGAAGAACGUGUCCAACUUUGUGCGCGAUGUGCUUGAGUUUGACAUUGUGCCUGUGCCUGCCUUUUCGCACGAUGAGGGCGAGGCCGAGGCCUCUGGCGCGCGGUUCACCAAGCGGUACAAGGGCUACUACUUUCACAUCAAGGGCUACGCCUUUCUCUGGCACCAAGUUCGAUGCAUGGUGGCGGUCCUGUUCAUGGUCGGCCGCGGCGACGAGUCGCCGGACAUUGUCACCUGGCUCCUCGAGUCGGCCUCCGAGUCGUCUGGUCGUCCGCAGUACCUGAUGGCAUCCGAGAUCCCUCUCGUCCUCUACGACGUCGAGUUCGAGGAUCUGCCGCUUCGCUACGAGCCUGGUGCGCUGGGUACCGUCCUCACAGCGUGGGAGUCCAUGCUGCAGGAGCAUGCCAUCAAGGCCAUGACGCUGGCCACCAUGACCACGUCGCUGGUGACGGGCGUGCAGGUGACUGGGACCGAGGCCAACUGGGAGGCGUAUGCGCGCGCCGAAGAAGCACCGUCCGCUUCGGGACCGCGGCCGAGGCUUGUCAUUUAA
This is a messenger RNA of Thecamonas trahens ATCC 50062, 1449 nucleotides long. Its product is annotated as pseudouridylate synthase. Gene Ontology annotation, molecular function: pseudouridine synthase activity; RNA binding. The transcript is spliced from 2 exons. The record is from RefSeq and is a predicted model, not a curated record. The coding region runs from base 1 to 1449 and encodes 482 amino acids. Gene Ontology annotation, cellular component: nucleus; cytoplasm. Gene Ontology annotation, biological process: mRNA pseudouridine synthesis; tRNA pseudouridine synthesis. Lineage: Eukaryota; Apusomonadida; Apusomonadidae.